Molecule: messenger RNA, 1592 nt
Organism: Folsomia candida
Lineage: Eukaryota; Metazoa; Arthropoda; Collembola; Entomobryomorpha; Isotomidae
Exons: 3
Coding region: 176-1414 (412 amino acids)
Source: RefSeq, a predicted model, not a curated record
GUUAGUCUCUUUUAAAAAUAAAAAUACCUGUAUUUAUACAUACAGGUAAUUGUCGUAGUCACAUCAUCAACCCAUCCGUAGUUGGAAUAAAUUCUAAAAUUAUUCCCACAGAUAACUCAAAAAUUAUAAAUUUCUAAAAUUAGAGUACUUUACUUUAACCCACCCUUCUCCAGAAAUGUCUUCUAACCUCGUCUGGUUUACCAUAGCCGCCAGUUUCCGUCUCAACCGACCCUUAUGGAACUGCCCUCUGCAAUGGGAUCCCCAAAGGAGGCGGUUCUUCCACAAAAGAGGAAUCUCAUUCUGGUGGUAUGUCGCCAUCUUUGGCAACAUCCUCCUCCUGUGUUGUGGCUCCAUCGGAUAUGUUCUUUACGGCGAAAUGACCAAUCUCCAGAGACGAUUGCCACUCCAUUUCUUAGUCGAAUACGUGCUAGGUGGCGUUGCUUGCCUCUUCGUGAUUGGGAUUUGCAUCUACAUCACAUUCUUCGCCGAUGAGACCGUCAUCGUUGUCAAUACAAUAAUUCGUUUGUACGAAGAAUUUCAUCCAUCUGUCAAUCCUCUGGGGGUAAGAUUUCCGAAAAAGGAAAAAUUGUGCGGGAUACGAAUCCCGAACUUUUUGGACGCGGAUGGAAAAAUUGACAGAAUAGGUCUGACCCUACUAGUGGCCUUGUUACCAGCGCCCUUCAUCCCUCUCCCUGUGGCAAUCGCUUGUGUCUACCUUCUCAAAAUGGAUGUCUUCAUCUUCAUCCUGGAAGACCUUUUCCCGCAUUCUGUUGCUAACAGCAUAUUCCUCACCCCCUUGAGGGUAGCCCCCAUAUGGAUUGCAUCUGCCGAAAUGUGCAGAAUAUUCCCAUUCGUCGCCUUCGUUAUGGGCGUUCCUGCCCAACUAUUGUCCAAAUCGGGGCAAAUUCUGCUAAAUUCAGAACUACGCGGGAAAUCCGAAAUUCAAAGAAACGCAAUUCUGGUACAGUUCAAUCAACUGCGUGUACUAAACACCUCGAUGGAAAACGUCCUUGCAGCCAUGACAUUUGUCCUCAUGGGAACCGGCCUCGUAAUCUCAUCCCUGCUGAAUUUUGCCACAAUCACAUUCCUCCACGCUGCCUUGCCAAGGGUCUUCUACUUAAUGUUCCCAUUUUUAUCGACCACCACCCUCGUCAUUAUUUUCACCCUGCUCCCAUUCGCGACUGGGGAUUACGAAAAUUCCGUAGCAACUUUAUCCAGAUGGAGAGAAUUAGUAGGUUUGAAGGAUAAAGAAUUGUGCAAGAGGCUACUCGCCAUGCGGCCCAGGAUGUAUUACGCAGGCCUAAAUAAGCACUAUUUCUACUCUCUCACAAAAUCUAUGAAAGGCACUUACAUGAUGGCCAUUGUCGAUAACACCGUCAAUUUGUUAAUGACCAUCCCAUCUGUGCACAUCUGAAUUUUUCAGGAAAUUAUACAAUUCAUUUGAAAGUAUUAAGUAAGCACGAAUACACUUUUAUGUAUUUUAUUUUAAUAAUUCAUAAGGAUCGUGGAGAUAAGCACAUCACAAAAGAUGUAUAAAGAUACACAACCAAUACAUUGAUAAAUACAUUGAUUUCAACUUGAAACUGAAAUAU